Molecule: messenger RNA, 417 nt
Organism: Soboliphyme baturini
Lineage: Eukaryota; Metazoa; Nematoda; Enoplea; Dioctophymatida; Soboliphymatidae
Source: the annotation of a GenBank genome assembly
AUGUGCCUUCCGAACGAUCAGAGGUGCCUGGACUCGCCGAUCUCCAUCUCGAACAACUUCAUCGCGCUGCCGAGCAACCUGAAGUUUCGCGAAUACGGUCUCAACGCCCUGCCGUUAUUCACGAUGAAAGGACCGCAAACGACCACAACUAGCGUCCAGUUCGAGCUGGUGAUGCGGAACGUCAGUUCGCCGGAUCGCGCCUUGCCACUAGCCAGCAGACAGAGCUUCCUGUUGCAGAAGGGUCAGGAAACGAAUUCGGCUAUCGUCGCACUGGUCGAGUCACUGCAAGGCCCUCAGGACGUGCAGGUCGAUCUGGUGAUGCAUGUGCGACACGCGUUCCUAAUUUUUGGCGGCAAGGCCAUUGCCCGACUCACAUUACACGUCUCUGAGAACGAGCAAACGCUCAUUGAGCACUAG